This is a messenger RNA of Paramecium sonneborni, 812 nucleotides long. Lineage: Eukaryota; Ciliophora; Oligohymenophorea; Peniculida; Parameciidae. The record is from the annotation of a GenBank genome assembly.
AUGUAAUAACAAUAAUAGACCUAAAAAUCUUAGAAUCCAACUGAUUAGAAAAAAAAUAAAAUUGGUAAGCCAAAAGGAAUGAAUUCAUAAAAACCUUUAGACAAAACUUAUGCUUGGAGCUCAAACUAAUAAAGCACCUAAGCAGUUUAAACUCUUACACGUCUUGGAAGAUUUAUAUGUUUUUAAUAGACUGGAUCAAAAAGGCCAGCCUUAAACUAAAAUAUCUAAAGUAAGAAAAAAUACAAUAAAUUUAAUUAGACAUACCUGGGAUAUUUCUUAACAAUAUUUAAAUAUAAAUAGCUAAAAAUAUAGGGGAAUGGUGUCAAAUCACUCAUAAAUCUAAUAAAAAUGCUGUUGUUUUCUUUUUUAGCUCUACCCACCCUGAAUUUUAGAUUAUAGAUGGUAUUCCUUUUCUCAAAAAUAACUAUGAACAAUUUGGAAACUAUCCUCCUCUAUAAAAAUUAGCACCAAUGUUAAAUUGGAAAUUUUUAAAUGAAUAUUUUUAAUAUUUGGAAUUUCAAAAUGGAUAAUCGUAAAUUUAUAAUAUUCAAAGCUUUUUUUACUAAGAAAAGAAUAAAAUUUUGAAACAAGCUGAAACCAUUUUACAAUGUCUUUUUACAAAAUAUUUAAUCUUUUAAUUAGAAGAAACAGAUUUAUAAGAUAAAUCAAGUGAUGAAUAAAAUUUAGAAUCAUAAUAUCAAGAAUUCUAUAAUAAACCUGAAACAAAAUAAGAUUAUGAAAAUUGUGUAAAGGAGUUAUUGGCAUGCAUGCAAAUAGAGGAAGAAUUUGAUUAAUAAUAUGAAUGUAAUUGA